AAAUACCUCUAUCGUGUUAGUGUUUAUUCACAACUCAGAAUUGCAAUCUUUCUUAUUAUUAAUAUUUCCCAUCUCUUUCACUCAUCCAAAGAGACUAUGGCUCGCUCCGUUUGCUUCAUGGCAUUUCUGGUCUUGGCAAUGAUGCUCGUUAUUGCCUAUGAGGUGCAAGCUGGCAACAUUUGCAAAGCAACAAGCCAGACUUUUGAAGGAAUAUGCAUUACCGACAGUUCAUGCAGAAAAGCGUGCAUUAAGGAGAAAUUUACUGAUGGACAUUGUAGCAAAAUCCGAAGAAAGUGCCUAUGCACUAAGCCAUGUGUAUUUGAUGAGAAUAUUUCAAAUGAAGCUGAGUUGACUUUGACUGAGCAAGCAAAAACUUUAACAGAAGCUGUGCUUGAAGAAGAGAUCACGAUGGAGUAAUUAAGAGAGAUUAAGGGUUUAGUGUCACAAAUAAUAAUAAUUUGUUGCCUUUCUUAAAGGGUAGCCUAUAAUGUUGCAUUCUUGGCCUCUAGUAGCCAUUUAGCACACUAAAUAAGUUGUGACACAUCAAUCCUUUUUGGAUCUUGUAUCAAGUUUAUGUAUGUUUUGAUGAAAUCAAGGAGAGUUCUCUCUACAAUAA
This is a messenger RNA of Lycium barbarum (goji berry), 616 nucleotides long. Its product is annotated as defensin-like protein. The coding region runs from base 97 to 417 and encodes 106 amino acids. The record is from RefSeq and is a predicted model, not a curated record. The transcript has 2 exons. NCBI's taxonomy places the organism in Eukaryota, Viridiplantae, Streptophyta, Magnoliopsida, Solanales, Solanaceae. Gene Ontology annotation, biological process: defense response.